Messenger RNA from Asparagus officinalis (garden asparagus), 643 nucleotides. RefSeq names its product small ubiquitin-related modifier 1. Gene Ontology annotation, cellular component: nucleus. The coding region runs from base 101 to 394 and encodes 97 amino acids. Lineage: Eukaryota; Viridiplantae; Streptophyta; Magnoliopsida; Asparagales; Asparagaceae. Gene Ontology annotation, molecular function: ubiquitin-like protein ligase binding; protein tag activity. The transcript has 3 exons. Gene Ontology annotation, biological process: protein sumoylation. The record is from RefSeq and is a predicted model, not a curated record.
AUUGCAAAACUCGCUUCGCCUUUUUUUUUAUUUUCCCUUUAUCUUUUCUGAAAAAAAAUAUUGUUCUUCGUUUGAGAUCCUAGGUUUUUCGAUCGAGACGAUGUCAGGAGCGGGGACCGAGGAGGAUAAGAAGCCGGCCGAUCAGGGCGCGCACAUCAAUCUCAAGGUUAAGGGUCAGGAUGGAAAUGAGGUCUUUUUCCGCAUCAAGCGCAGCACACAGCUGCGUAAGCUCAUGAAUGCUUACUGUGACAGGCAGUCCGUUGAUUUCAACUCCAUUGCCUUCCUUUUCGAUGGUCGCAGGCUGCGAGGAGAGCAGACCCCAGAUGAGCUCGAGAUGGAGGAAGGGGAUGAGAUUGACGCUAUGCUGCAUCAAACCGGUGGCAGUCUGGGAUAAUAAGAUCAUUAGUGGGCAUGAGAGUAAACAUAGUUUGGCGUCUUUCCUUCAGUUUAUCCUAUGAGAUAUUAUCCUAUGAGAUAUUAUCUGUGGUCUAUGUGUACUGUUACUAUAUCCUUCAGGAGGUUAAAGUUUGUGGUGGUACUUCAUUAUAUAACUCAUGUAUGUGCAUUUUAAGACUUUAUGUUGGUUUGUGUAUAUCGUUAAACUUGUGUGGUCCUAUUUGCUUGUGCGUAGGUUUUCAUGCGU